AUGGACAAAAAUUGGGUGUUUCUGGAUCGAGGAAGUGAUGAGUAUGUUGUUGGACUCCGUGCAUUUAUCAAUCAUGCACAAAAUAUCUCCCCUAUUCCGAAUAGAAUUUACUGUCCUUGUAAAGAGUGUAAAAAUCGGUGGAGACAAACUGUAAAAGAUGUGGAGGACCAUAUAUGUUGCGUAGGUAUGUGGAAUGACUAUGUAAACAUUCCUUGGACCUCACACGGUGAGGAAUUACCUGUAACAAAUGAAGUAGAUGUAACACGUCCCUCCUCCUCCCAACAAGUUAUGCCAGACCAUGAUAUGGUUGAUAUGUUACAGGAUGCAUUUGGGUUUCAUGAUGAUACAACGAGGCCUCCGUCUUCUUCAGAGCCAGUUGGACGUCCAGACUUUGGUCCUACGCCAGAUGCCAAAAAAUUCUACAAACUACUUGACGAUGCAGAUACUGAUCUUUUUCCGGGGGCACGGAUAAAGAAGCUUGAAUUUUUAGUGAGGUUAUAUAAGAUAAAGUGUUUGCACUCAAAUAGUGAUGUAUCUUUUUCUGAAACUUUGGAUCUAUUGAGAGACACAUUUCCUGCAAGUACGACUCUCCCAAAGAGUUUUUACAAGACAAAAAAAAUGAUCAAAGAUAUUGGGUUGUCAUAUGAAAAGAUUCAUGCAUGUCCGAAUGAUUGUAUGUUGUAUUGGAAAGAGCAUGAAAAUGAUACUAGUUGUCACGUUUGUGGUACUAGCCGAUGGAAAAAGAAGAAGAAUGGCACUGAAGCUGCUGGAAAACCAAAAGCAGCUAAGAUUUUGCGUUAUUUUCCAUUAGGUCCUAGAUUGCAACGUUUAUAUAUGUCUCGCCAUACUGCAGAUUCGAUGUCUUGGCAUUCAAAAUUCAGGACUAAAGAUGGGGUACUCAGACAUCCUGCUGAUUCUCCAGCUUGGGCAAAGUUGGAUGAAAAGUAUCCAGAUUUUGGUAAUGAGUGCCGUAAUGUUCGCCUGGGGUUGGCUAGUGAUGGAUUUAACCCUUUUGGAAUGAUGAGCUCUUCACAUAGUACUUGGCCUGUUGUGUUGUCUGUUUAUAAUCUACCUCCUUGGUUAUGCAUGAAGCAGCCAUACUUGUUCUUGUCAUUGCUUAUACCAGGCCCAAAGGGACACGGUAACAAUAUUGAUGUGUAUUUACAACCAUUAGUGGAAGAGCUGAAGAUGUUGUGGAAUGAAGGGAUUGAGACAUAUGAUGCAUUCCAGAAAGAGACUUUUACCAUGCGAGCUGCUGUGUUGUGGACUAUUAAUGAUUUUCCUGCAUAUGCCAUGUUAUCCGGUUAUAGCACAAAAGGUUACAAAGCUUGUCCAGUGUGUGCUGAAGAUACAGAGUCUGUUAGGCUGGUGAACUGUCAAAAAGAAUGUUUUAUGGGUCAUCGUCGGUGGUUGAAUGCUGAUCAUCGGUACCGUAGAUGGAAAAAUAAUUUCAAUGGUGCUGCUGAACGAAGGCCUCGCCCAAAGCCUAUGACGGGUACAGAAUGUCUAAGAGCAACGCAUGGUUUGAUAAUUCAAUUUGGGAAUGGGAAAAAGAUGAAAAUUCCUCGACAACGUAAGUGA
Messenger RNA from Rosa rugosa (rugosa rose), 1581 nucleotides. RefSeq lists its product as uncharacterized. NCBI's taxonomy places the organism in Eukaryota, Viridiplantae, Streptophyta, Magnoliopsida, Rosales, Rosaceae. The record is from RefSeq and is a predicted model, not a curated record. The coding region runs from base 1 to 1581 and encodes 526 amino acids. The transcript has a single exon.